AGCUGUCUCAGUGACCUCUAAGAGCAGUUCUCCGAGUUAAGUCUUGCUCAUGCUUGACUCCAGCCUGCCACCGUAGGCCCCGCAACCCGCUGCCCACUUUGCUCUCCGCUAACUCAAGAACCUUGCCCACCCGCUUCCCUCCUCCCAUUUCGUCUUCCCCCCGCUGCAGCCUCCACUGGACGCGACUACGCAUGCGGAAUGAAAAAUAGGCUGGGCCCAGCAACUCGUGCGCGCUUCCCUCCACUUCCCUCGCCGUUGCCGGGCGCGCGCCAGGCGGUGCAGCUCCACAGGGUCCAAAGGGCGGUGUAGCAGCAGCGGCCGCUGCGGGAGAGGCCCGGAGCCCCGCCCCCGGGGAGGGGCCGGCCCGCAGGUCCCUGGGCCGGCGAGAUGCUGGAGAGAGGCGCGGAGUCCGUGGCCGAGGGCACCGACCCGAGUCCCACGAGUAAGGAACCGUUGAUCAAAGGAGCAGCUCCCCACCAGGGCCCGCCACAGAAGCCCAGCCAGUCGGUUCCAGGGCCCGCCGCGGCCGCGGGGGCUCGUUCCCGGCCCUGCCGGCGACCCCCGCCGCAGCGCCCGCAGCGCUGCCCCAACUGUGACAAGACCUUUUCUUACCCGUCCAAGCUGGCUACGCACAGGCUGGCGCACGGCGGCGCCCGCCCCCACCCCUGCCCCGACUGCCCCAAAGCCUUCUCCUACCCCUCCAAGCUGGCGGCCCACCGCCUCACGCACAGCGGCGCCCGCCCGCACCCCUGCCCGCACUGCUUGAAGGCCUUCGGCCACCGCUCCAAGCUGGCUGCCCAUCUCUGGACCCACGCGCCCGCCCGCCCCUACCCGUGCCCCGACUGCCCCAAGUCCUUCUGCUACCCUUCCAAGCUGGCAGCCCACCGCCACACGCACCACGCUUCCGAGGCCCGCCCCUACCCUUGCCUGCACUGUCCCAAGUCUUUCUCGUUCCCUUCCAAGCUGGCGGCCCAUCGCCUGUGUCACGACCCCCCCCCCCCCCCCCCGGGCAGUCCAACCAUGGCCCAGCAUCCCUGCUCCAGCUGCAGCCAGGCCUUCGGCCAGAGACGCCUCCUGCUCCUUCACCAACGCAGCCACCACCAGGCAGACGGCCAGGGGGAGCAGGAGUGAACCCUCCCUUGGGUCACUGCCCCCUCUGGGCCAGCCCCCAUCAAUAAAGUGGGAUUUCUAAUCCA
Choloepus didactylus (southern two-toed sloth) is the source of this 1196-nucleotide messenger RNA. It is a transcript of the gene ZNF575, whose product is annotated as zinc finger protein 575. Gene Ontology annotation, biological process: regulation of transcription by RNA polymerase II. Gene Ontology annotation, cellular component: nucleus. The record is from RefSeq and is a predicted model, not a curated record. Gene Ontology annotation, molecular function: RNA polymerase II transcription regulatory region sequence-specific DNA binding; DNA-binding transcription factor activity, RNA polymerase II-specific. The transcript has 3 exons. The coding region runs from base 388 to 1131 and encodes 247 amino acids. NCBI's taxonomy places the organism in Eukaryota, Metazoa, Chordata, Mammalia, Pilosa, Megalonychidae.